Messenger RNA from Dibothriocephalus latus, 528 nucleotides. The record is from the annotation of a GenBank genome assembly. NCBI's taxonomy places the organism in Eukaryota, Metazoa, Platyhelminthes, Cestoda, Diphyllobothriidea, Diphyllobothriidae.
AUGGUUUCGACACCUUCGCGAAAAUCUGUUCAUGUUGUUAAAAGUGGGAACUACAAACGUCUUCCGGGAGAGUACGAAGUAGAACAAAUUCUGGAUGUUAAGGUCGUAGAUGGAAGUGAGCAGUUCCUAGUCAAGUGGAAAGAUCACGACGACUCUCAUAACACAUGGGAACCCGUUGGUAAUCUGGCCUGCCCGAGGAUUCUUCAUGAAUUUUUCCUUCAAAGGUCUUUGACCGAAGAAAUAGUCGUCGAUGUGGAGGUGAACAGCGACAAACCGUACGGGUUCGAACGUGGCCUCGCGCCAACAUGCAUUACUGGCGUUACAAAAGUUGAUGACGAGCUAUAUUUUUUGAUUAAAUGGAAGGGCAGGAAAGAUCCGGAUGUCGUUCCUGCAACGCAGGCCAAUGUCAGAUGUCCUCAGCUAGUUAUCGGAUUUUACGAAAACCGUUGCUUAGUUGGCUUUAAAUUUCCAAACGGCAAAGACCGUGGGACCAUUGUCCUGUCUAGCCGGGGAUCUACGGAUGCGUAA